UGAAACAACAGGGUGGGAGAUAACUAGUGCACAUCACGGAGCUACGGUGUGGGCAGACCGAGCAUCCUCUCCCGGCUGUGCAGGCUGCUGACCGGGACUUUACGGACCCCGCGUAAAUAGGCUAUCUAUUAAGUUAAGAGGAUGAUUUGACAAGGAUGCCUUGAGGAGGGGAAGCGAGCAGCAGAGAGGCAGAAAAUGGAUAACAAAGGGUGGUGCUCUCUAACACUCAACCAGCUGUCCUGCUGAAGCAAACACCAGUGACGUCUACCUUGGGGGAUACUAGAUGGCGGUGCAUUUCUGCUAACCUGUGGGGGAACUUUUCACACUGAGCCACGUGACUGGCCAUCACAGUGCCGCUCAGGGUGUACUACGUACUACAUACAGUACACACAGCCAGCGUGCUUUGCUGCCUCUGAAGAUCAUCUGUGUGAACUGAAAAGGAAGUGAUCAAAAAUUUAACAGAGGAGAGUGAGGCAGAAAGUGAGAGGGAGGAAGAAAGAAACCUCUGGACUCUUACAGCCUGUAUUUUGCACCAGGCCAACCUGUCCAUCACAGCCUCAAACGUACUCAUUACCAUCACUGAACUGUGAAAUCUAUGUUGUAAUAACUGUUAUAAUACAGCUAAUAACCGUAAGGACUCUUUGCUGGAUUUUUCUGAGCUGCGGAAAUCCCACUUAUUCUCUCCUUGUUGCUCAUUAAUUAAAUCCACUACCUGGUUAUUGAAAGCAAGCGUAGCACAGCACUGUACUAUUUCUGCAUGACCCAGUGCUUGCAUGAGUAUCCAGGAUUGCUUUUGACUUCGAAGAAGGACCCUUGAGCCGUCAACCAUCUUCUGACUGUCUGCCCAACUGUAGCGUUUGGGUGUGGAGCGGUGGUUUCAGAAUUAGGCCUCUGGACACUCAUUGAAGAUGACUUGAGUUGGCAGGCCUAAAAGCCCCUUACCCCAGAGAGAAAGAGAGCUUGGCAGUAGGACACACACACAACACACAAAUGUGGGUGCCGAGGCGGCUUUGAGCCAUGCUGGUGUUGCUACUUGCGGAGCCCUGGAGUACAGGCUAUCAUCAUCCCUAUCAUCAUUCACCCAAGCUGAGGAAGAUUCAACGGCCCCGAGGAGCGAGGCUACACUUGUGAACGAUUCAAAGAAGACUGGGAAACUGCGCUAACACACAGAGAUCCACAGAUACAUCCUCAGUCACACACACACAGACACACUAACACUCUUCUCUACAAAUCCUUGAUACAGGAAAAACAAAGCUGCGGCGGACGUGAAAGGCACAGAGACUGAGCAGGAGCUGUGCACCAACAUGGCAGCUGAGAGUCUUGCUGAGCUCCGUGAUUGGCUCUUUCUGCUCCUCCUGUGCCUCACCUUAUUGGCUGAGGUGCUGGAACUGGCGGCAGCGGCAAUCGCCAUGGAGACGGGCGAGGGAGAUGAGGGCAUUGUUUGUCCCUCAGUGUGCCGCUGUGAUGAGGGUUUUGUCUACUGCAACGACCGUGGCCUCAGCAUAAUUCCUCCACUACCACUAAUGGCUGCCAUCCUUUACUUGCAGAGCAACCGGCUGAGUAACGCUGGCCUGCCUCCCUCACUGGAACGCAGCACUUCCAUACGAGUGAUUUACUUGUAUGCCAACCAGUUGGAUGAAUUCCCUAUACACCUCCCGCCUUCGUUACGGGAGCUCCAUUUGCAGGAUAAUAAUAUACGAACGUUACCGAGAUCAGCUCUGGCCAAGUUACCAUUACUAGAACGUUUGCACCUGGAUGAUAACUCUAUAUCCACAGUUAGCAUCCAGGAGCGAGCUUUUUCUGGGACUCCACGGCUUCGACUGCUGUUUCUGUCUCGGAACCACCUUUCAAGCAUCCCUGCAGGCUUGCCAGCAUCCUUGGAAGAGUUGCGUCUGGACGACAAUAGAAUCAGCACCAUCCCCACACAUGCCUUUCGGGGGCUCUCCUCCUUGCGACGCUUGGUCCUGGAUGGGAACCUGUUGGCCAACACACGCAUUGCAGACGACACCUUUUCCCGUCUCUCCAAUCUGACUGAGCUGUCACUGGUGAGGAAUGCCCUGCAGUCUCCGCCAGUCUACCUGCCGUCAGCUCACCUCGUGCGACUCCAUUUGCAAGACAACGGAAUGACUCACAUACCACGAGGGGCACUGGACGGGAUGCGGCGACUACAGAGGCUGGACCUGUCGGGAAACAAUCUGACCACUCUCCCGAGAGGACUUCUGAAGGACACCGAGAGCCUGGAGCUGCUACUGCUGAGAGGAAACCCCUGGUACUGUGGCUGCAACCUUCGCUGGCUCCACGCAUGGCUGCACAGCCGUGGGGCAGGGGUUACAGUCAGGGGUCUGACCUGUCAGGCGCCUGAGCCCGUAAGGGGCCAGGCCCUCAGAGAACUAACCUCCCUAAUGGAGCAAUGUGAAGGUCCCCCUGCUGGUCCCAGUACUGGAAUGGGGACAAAUCCAUCUGAAAAAGAUGGAGGAGGUGACGAUGGUGUUGGAGGGGGCCAAGCAGUCGCUUCAGUCCCCCAUGGCAGCACCACCACUUCCUCUCUACUGGUCCCCACACAAGGUUCCCUCUUCACCCUGCGAGCCAAGCGGCCGGGCCUUGUUAUGCCUCUGCCUCCCGGUGAAGGGGGACAGGUAUCUGGAGAGGCCCUGGAGCUGACUGUAAAACCUCUCUCCUCGGACAGUGUACUGGUGAGUUGGCUGUGCCCACAGCCGACACCCUCCUUCCGCCUGUCAUGGCUGAGGUUGGGCAGCAGUGCAGCUCUUGGUUCUAUAACAGAGACUCUGGUACCUGGAGAGAGGAGGCAGUACCUCCUCACCCAGCUCACCCCACGCUCCCAUUACCUCAUCUGCCUGCUGCCACUACGACAGGAGUCCUCCUUUGGGGGUUCCAGCAUGGGUUCAUCUCGAAUUGGCAGCAUGGACACCGACAAUAAAGACUCUGCCCCAGCCUGUGCUCAGAUAGAGACUGGAGAGGCUCUGGUCAGCGCAGGAGGGGAGGGGUCAGAUAAAGAGGGACAGGACUCAGAACUAACAGCCCUGCCACUGGCCGGGAUCAUAGGGGGUGCCACAGCAUUAGUAAGCCUGUUGUUAAUCUUUGGCAUCUUCUGCUGGUAUGGACAAAGAGCAGGUUACGUGUCCGGGGACUCAGGCUCGUACAGCAGGGGCCGGGGUGGGAAACAUUAUGAUGACUAUGUAGAGUCAGGCACCAAGAAAGACACUUCCAUCUUAGAGAUCAGGGCCCCUCCUGCAGGGUUUCAGAUGACAGCUAUGGCCCAUCAGCCCCUGCAGCCUAAGCUGGAGGAUGUCACCUACAUCCACACCAUUUUCCCCUCCUCUUCCUCUUCCUCCCAAGCUAAUGGGACCUACCGGAGCAGCCACGGAACCGGCAGCCUCAAUGGCACCAUCCUCAGCCAAACCAGCCACCAUCACGUUACUUAUGGUACCAACCGUGGCUACAGAGAGGGUGGCAUCCCCGACAUAGAUUAUGCCUACACGUGAUGAUACAGGGACGCACUCCCUGAGCCACGAAUGCCAGGCGCCAUUUCUGUGAUGACGACCUCUCAGCCGGUGGCUGUUUUGUCCUUGGUUUCCAAAGUAACCUCUGUGCCUCUGCUGGUUCAAUUCUGAUUGGUUUGCUAAGUAGAAAAGACUGGUUUCAGCUAUCUUGAUUGGACAUUGCUAUUGAGUGACAGAAGUAACAGUCCUACUAUACUCUACUGCUGUAUACUACAUUAUACAGUAGGUCCUUCUUUCAGCGCUACUUAUAGUUAUAAAUGGUUACGUUUUCUCUUUUGGAUAUCUCAGUGUCUUUCAAACCUACUGUUCUUCUCAGCUCAUAAUAAUACACAGUAACUUAUUUGAGGUUGAUAUACUAGGCUUAGCUGAUUUAGCAGGAGAUAUAUUUAUAAUACGAGGAAAAGGCACUUGAUGUGUAUAGAGAUAGCUCUCAUAUCUUCCUACCAACUGUAAGCUCUGUGCUGUAUAGAUAAAAGGGAUGACAGAGGGAGAAAUCAAUGGUUGUUAUAACCCACAGAUGACAAUGCAUCAUGGUUGACAUGAAAAGAUGUGUUCCUAGCCCCCUCCUUUUCCUCUAGUUUACUCCCCUCCUUUUUAAUUUUUCCUCCUUUCCGCCUCUUUUUUUUUUGGCUGAGGCUCUUUCCUUUUAUUUCUCUCGUGUCUUUUGUGGUGCCGUGAGCAGAGGACGACUUUGUUCUCGCCAAGGGAGCUGACAGCAGUGAUAACAGUUCUGACAGAGACGGGAGACACAAACCACAGCAUGGGGAGACUAAUGAGAGGGAGAGAGGGAGGGAAAGACAGAGCGAGAGAGCGUCGGUAGGGGGGGGUGAUGGAUGGAUGGAUGGAUAGAACGGAAAAUAAGACAAGGAGAGAGAGAGGGGUGCUGUUUUGGGUAAGGGAGGCACUGAGAGAGGUGUGUGUUGGCUUAAGGCAGAGAGCGAGGACUGAAAAUGAGAGAAAAAAGGGAGAUAAGUGGGAAAAAAAGGGCGUGUGACAAAUGCAGUGGCAGGAGGUAAAAAAGCAGACAAAAGGAAAAGAAGAUGGGGGAUCGAGAAGGGUGCGGGCGGGGUGACGAAGAGGGGUGACAGCUGGAAUAAUGUGACAUCAUCAUCCAAAAAAUGCCUCAAGUUUAACCCACAGUGUAUCCAUACUGCACUCAGCAAAUAUAUGACUGAUAACAGACUGCGCUCUUUCCUCAAGGACUGAUGUUUUGCAAGUUAAAGUCUCACUGAAUGACAUUUCUUGGACAGUUUCCACCUUAUGCAUCAUUUAUCUUCAUCAUAACUUCACAUGCAAAUGUCUGUAGGACAUCACAAGGAAGACAAUCAUACAGAAAGAAUCAAAAAAACGUAAAAUGAUUGCCAAGACUGCAGGACAAAUGAGUGGCUUGAAGAGAACUCCUAUUAAAAAUCUCCCUUUCAGAAUUAACAAAAAGUACAGCAUGUACCCAAUUUCUAUUGUGGUCUGGUCUCAUUAUUAAAUUACCUUUGCAAAUGAAGCGAAAGAAACCUAAUCAUACAUCUUAUAAUAGUAACCCAUUAUCUUCUAGAGCCUGGUUAAACCUUCUUAAUUGAAAAGAAGUUUUAACGGCUAAUAAUUUUUCAGUGGAAGUCGGAACUGCACUGGUCUAAUUACUCUUUGUUGAAAUUCACUCAUAACAAUCUAUCUUCAAUUCAAUUUAAAAAAAAGUUGUGGUUGUGACAGUCUUUAUUGGUAUUUAAAGUUAAAAAUACAAGAGAGUAGGAGUCGGCGAUAUGGAUCAAAUCAUCUAUUAUAAUACAUGUAAUUUUAUAGUGUGAUAUUUAUGUGUUGGAACGUAGUAUUCAGGAUUUCUUGAUUGAAUACUGAUUAUAGGCUGUUUCAAGUGCGACAAAAUAAACAUUCUAAAUGGGUUCAAGUGUAUUUCCUGUUGAAAUGUUUGUUAAUGCAGCAGCUGACAGGAUGUUAACAGGGACCAAAGCUGCAACAGAACAGCAAUGAAACCAUAGAAAUAGAGUCUUCUUCUAUUUCUAUGAAGGAAACGGUCCAUAGAUUAAAUUACGAGAAGUGUCAUGAUUCUAGUCUGAAUUAAAAAAUGAUUCAAAUGAGCUUUUGGGUUCAAUUAUUGAAAUCAAAGCAUCUUUUUAAAAAAGAAGAAGACAAAUUUGAAAAUGUAAAUGACAGCUGUCAAGAUAUAAAACCAACGAUCUGUUGAUCUUUACGAAUCAAGACUGGAUAGUCCAAAUGUGGUGUAGCCUUCCAUGCUGAAAAUAAACUUUAUAUCAAAAGUUAAAUUGAAUCGUGACAUUAAAAUUAAAAGUCAAAUCAAACUGUGUCAACCGAACAAAUUACAAGGCAGUAAUGUUUGCUUUUGUGUAAUACAGUGAGUUAAGCACCUGACAAAUAAUAAAUACUUUAUCACAUUGACACAAAAAACAUGUGAAAUUCCAAUAUUGCCAAAAGUAGCUAUGCUUUUUGUUAUUUGUAACAAAAUGGCCAUAUACAACCAGAGAUAUUAACGUAAGAGCUCCCACAAAAAGAUUCAUGUAUUAAAUCAAUCGAGGGAAAAUUAAUCUUUAACUAUUCCGAUAAAUAAUAAAUCAUAAAAGUCAUUUUCUAAGCAAAAUGCUAAAUAUUUCCUUGUUCGAUCUUACCAAUAUUGACUUUUUCUUAGUCUUAUAUGAUAGUACACUGAAAUCUUUAUGUCCUGGACCAUCAGCUGGAUGAAACAAGCAAUUUAAAGACAUCACCCCAGGCGGUAAAUUGUUGUGAUAGACGCUAAUGAUUAAGCAAUUAAUUGAAAAGAUAAUCGGCAUAUUAAUCAUACAGACUCACAGUAUCUGUCAUCAGAUUGCCCCAUGUCUACAAAAGGACAUUUGAAUUUGGAGUAUUUUCAACUUAAGGCAAAAUAAAAGUCCAAAACAUGACUCUAAAACAGCUGAAAUUUCCUGAUCUGAUGCACUCUGUGAGGAAAUUAGCUGACUCAGGUCGUCCAGUUCUAAAGGCCUCAGUACAGCGUCGACACAGUUCUGUGAGCAGGGAUCACAGCCCGACCGCUACACCGUGCAGUUCAGCAAACAUGUACACACGGCAUGGAGAAGGAAGCAGCACCUGCUUUCUGACUGCCUCUCGCUGACCCCACUAAUAUACUUUAAGGGAGGAAGAACUUCAAAGGGAAACGCUAACAAACAGCCAGAGAUCAAAAGAGGAAGAGGAGAGGGUAGAGAGGGGGGAAAAAUAAAGAGUGAGGCCGUAGAGGGGAGGAUGGGGAUGAGUGAUAUAUAUAUAUAGAGCCUGUAAGUGUUGAAACCCAUUCUUUACUUUCAGUAGCUCUCUCUUUUCCAACCUGUGUUACUGUGUUCCAGUAAUAGUGGACGAGCUCCGGUGUGGAUUUUUUUAGGUUUUCAUUUGCUUCAUUUGUUUUUGUUUUUCUUUUCUUUUCUUUUUUUCUAAGAGCACUGAAGCUUCCUUUCAUUCUGUGCAGAAAUCCUUUUUCCUUUAAAAACGUCACCCUCAGAUGUGAUAAUGAAAACGCUCUUAUGUAUAAACAUAAAAAUGGGUGCAAAACGCUAUUCCAUUUAUUGGUCUGUCGUCUUUUUUUCUACACAGAUGAAUAAAGACUUCUAAAAGGAAAAGUAGUUUCACGAGUCUUAGUGUGUGUGUGUGUGUGUGUGUGUGUGUGUGUGUAGAGUGUGGAGUGUUCAUUAAAUCUGAAACAAAGGCUGGAGAUAUCAAAUAAUGCACUGGGAAGGCUUAAAAAAAUAAAAAUCAAUGGGAAGCUCAAGAUUAUUAAUAUGAUUUAUGACGAGACAGAGUGGACCUCGUUAAAUCACACACACUGGAUGAAUACAUCAGCUGCUCCAAUUCAAUUGAGAGGAAUCAGCCAGCCCAAAGCACACGCGUGUUUUCAUCCCGAGAAGUUUGCGUGUCAGCGAGUGUUGUAUGUUUCGCCGAGCAACAUGAGAAAAUGUGAGUGAGUGCGCUUGUGUGGAUGUGUUUGUGCUCUGUGCUCCUGCAGACAUGCCUCUCAUUCUAAGUGAGUGCUAAUACUUGUGUAAGCACGGAUCAAUAUAACGAACGGGGGAGUGUAUAAGUGUCCAUCUUAGAGUUACUGCUUGUGUUGGGUGUUUGUGAAGGAGAGUGUCACAAAGAAAUGUACUUUAUGCAGAUAGCAACGGGCAGUGCGUCUGUGUCUGGAGAUGAAAAACGACUCAAUAUGAAUGUUUGUCUAAAGAAUUCAUGAUUAUGCGUCUGUGUGUGCACUAAGGCGUACUGUAAAUGUGAUGCAGCUGUAUCUCCACGUCUCUGCUCUUAACGACAAUGCCCUGAGUUCUCAUCCGUCAUUAUGGAGGCCUUUCACUGCCCCAUUCCAUUAUCUAGCAUC
Epinephelus lanceolatus (giant grouper) is the source of this 7884-nucleotide messenger RNA. It is a transcript of the gene flrt1b, whose product is annotated as fibronectin leucine rich transmembrane protein 1b. Lineage: Eukaryota; Metazoa; Chordata; Actinopteri; Perciformes; Serranidae. Gene Ontology annotation, molecular function: protein binding. The record is from RefSeq and is a predicted model, not a curated record.